This is a messenger RNA of [Torrubiella] hemipterigena, 786 nucleotides long. The record is from the annotation of a GenBank genome assembly. Lineage: Eukaryota; Fungi; Ascomycota; Sordariomycetes; Hypocreales; Clavicipitaceae.
AUGGCGCCUCAAACCAUCUCCGUCUCACUGCCCAAACUAGCAAAGGUCAUUGACCACUCUCUCCUCCACCCCACAAUGACGGACGCCCAAGUGCGGUCUGGACUGGAGCUUUCCCGCAAGUACAACGUGGCGACCGCCUGUGUGAAACCAUACUCCGUGCCACUUGCGCGCGAAGUCCUGGCGGGCUCCCAAGUUGGCAUCUGCGCCGUCGUGGGCUUCCCACACGGCAACUCCGUCGCCGCGGUUAAGAUUACAGAGACCCAGGAUGCGCUUGCCGCUGGCGCCACGGAGAUUGACAUGGUAGUCAACAUUGGCAAAGUCCUAAGCGGCGAGUGGGAGUAUGUCGAGCAUGAAAUCCAGGCCAUCAAUCGCGUGACAGUGGCCAAGGGCGCCAUCCUCAAGGUGAUCUUUGAGAAUGACUUCCUCGAGGACACCCACAUCAUCAAGCUCUGCGAAAUCUGCACUCGCCAGGAAGUCGCGUUUGUCAAGACCAGCACGGGCUACGGCUUCGUCAAGCAGCCCGACGGCAUGUACACUUACAAGGGUGCCACUAUUCCGCACCUCAAACUCAUGAGACAGCACUCUGGGCCCAAUGUGCAGAUCAAGGCCGCCGGCGGCGUCCGAACGCUCGACGACUUCCUGUACGUCAUGAGCCUGGGUGUGACGCGAGUCGGCGCUAGCGCCACAGAAGCCAUCAUGAAUGAGGCUGCGGCGCGAGGAUUGACAGAUGAGGACAAGGAAUUCGAGGUGAAGGAAAAGGAAAGCACUACAAGUGGAAGUUACUAA